Gongylonema pulchrum is the source of this 1389-nucleotide messenger RNA. NCBI's taxonomy places the organism in Eukaryota, Metazoa, Nematoda, Chromadorea, Rhabditida, Gongylonematidae. The record is from the annotation of a GenBank genome assembly.
UUGCUUUUGGAGCUGCGCAAUGCUGAUAUGAGUUGGCCAGAAGAAGUGAGCUGUCUGGAAAAUAAUGCCGAAGCUGACGGCGUAGAAAAUUCCGACUCGGCACGCAUCUCCGGGAUAACAGGCUUGUACAACAUGGGAAAUACGUGCUAUAUGAACAGCGCUCUGCAGUGUCUUAGCAACACUCGACCCCUUUCCAGUUAUUUUCUCAGUGGAAAACAUAAAGAUGAUAUCAAAAGGUUGAAAUCAAAAGGAACUGUAGCGAUGGAAUACGGCAAUAUUGUGAAAGAGCUUUGGUCCGGCAAGAAACGCAACAUCGCUCCAAUCAAACUGCGGCGGACGCAACAUGAUUGUCAAGAAUUUCUCUCCAUAUUGCUCGAUUUGUUGCACGAAGACUUGAAUCAGAUCGAAUGCAAACCAUUUAUUGAGCUCAACGACAGUGAUGGCCGACCGGAUUCUGUUGUUGCCCAAGAAGCUUGGGAUGCGCAUUUGAAGAGAGAAAAGAGCAUUAUUGUUGAUUUAUUCACUGGCCAGCUGCGUUCAGCUCUUACUUGCUCAAAGUGUCACGCCGUAUCGAGCAGGUUUGAUGCAUUCACGUGUUUACAGUUGCCCAUUCCAAUUGAUCAUCUGCUUCUCAUUACAGUUGUUGUAGUGAAGCGUGAUGGGCAAAUCCCAGUGCGAUAUGCAUUUCGGCUGAGCUACGACACGAAAAUAGGAAUGUUCAAGAAAGAACUAUCGGCGUGCUGUGAAUUAUGUCCGAGUUCGUUCCGCAUCCUCUGUCUGAAUCGAUCGGGUCAAAUGAUGCAAGAAGUAAAUGAAGCAGUUGAUGAUGAUAGCAGCUCAGUGUCUGCUUAUCCGAACGAUGCGUUACUGUAUGCAUUUGAAUUGCCUGUUGAGACGAAUCAUCGGAAUAUGAACUGUUUCGUUGCUGCGCCCACUGUAAUUGCCGCACAUCGUAAAAUGCAAUAUAACGAUUCAUAUCUGCUUGGUGCAACCCGUGGUUGUACGGCUCGUGUUUUUGGUGUUCCGUUGAUUUUACGAUUCACUCCUGGCAAAACGACAGGCAGUGAAUUGUACGAAGAGGUUUGGCUGCAUGUUUCCCGUUUUUUGCACAAUGCUUCAGCAGGAAAACAACAGCGAACAAGAGGGGCGAAUCGCGCUAUCGAUGCGUAUGAUUUUGUUCUGUUUAGGGCCAACAGUAUUUUUGUUUUUAAGUGUUUUGUUAUGUCUCGAAGUAGUCGUGCGGAAGUGAAUUCCAUUCACUACAGGGCAGAGGACAUUCGAAACGGUUAUCCAUUCGAACUUUGUUGCGUUGAAGCCUCAUUCGAAUGGUGCUCCGAAUGCGAGUGGUCUGCAUUUUGCCGUGGUUGUGUACUACCAAGCAGUAGUGAA